UUUUUAAGCCUUAAACAUGGUAACAAGACUGUUACACUGCUAUGGUACAAAACAAGACAAAAGAACACAAGAAAGCCUCUUGGUGAGGUUGUGCCCUCCCCACACGUCCCGGCCGGGGCGGGACUUCCCGCCUCCUUUCUUCGGUUCUCAGUAUGGUCCGCCAGCAGACGUAUGAAGGCCUGCGUCGGCCGCGUUGGUGACGAGACGCUGCAAUCUCUCGUGUGUCACUAUGUAUGGACGCGGGAAGGGCGAGAAGGGCCUGGGCAAAGAUGGCGCCAAGCGCCACCGCAAGGUGCUGCGGGACAACAUCCAGGGCAUCACCAAGCCCUCCAUCCGCCGCCUUGUCCGGUGCGGCGGGGUCAAGCGCAUCUCCGGCCUCAUCUACGAGGAGACCCGCGGAGUGCUGAAGGAGAACGUGAUCCGGGACGCCGUCACCUACACCGAGCACGCCAAGCGCAAGACAGUCACGGCCGUGGACGUGGUCUAGGCGCUCAAGCGCCAGGGCCGUACCCUCUACAGCUUCGGGGGCUGAGUGUGCGGUUUUUGCUUUAUCAACAAAAGGUCCUUUUCAGAGCCCCUGAGAUCUUUUCUGAGCAGCUGUGAGGCUGGUGGGUGGCACCCACACGGCGCGUGGAAAUACUGGGGUUCACGGCAUGCACCCGUUAUUUGCCGAGCUACUUAGUGGUCUGCUGAGGGGCCGUUUUGUGCUAGCGUCGCCGCGCAUGCCUUCCUUACCACAGUGUUCGAUUAGAUUCGCUACUACCUGUAUUAUUGAGUCAAGAAUCUUUUACGUAGUGGGUCAAUAUGAGCUAAGUAAUUUGCUCAAGGUACGUAAGCUGUGGGGGGAAAACUUUCGAAGUUGCACUCUAACUUGGGUAUGACAUCUUAUGAACAUAAUGAAGGUGUCAAUACCGUGCCACAGGGAAGAUAAUUAAAUCGGGCAUGUCUGGCAAUGUUAAAUUUAUUUUCAGUGUCUUCAGUCUUACAUCUUGGGACCUUGUCAUUAGGAAGAAAUGAUCAUUUUUUAUAAGGCAAUGAUAAUUAACAUCUCUUCCCCUCUACAAGUAAUAGCUGUAUCUUGUCAAGUCAGAAGGCCACAUGCUCUGUAGGUCUAGAAGAGCAGUUAAGCUCUUCAUAGUUUUGAGCAUUUACCACAAAGGGUAGAGAGGACCUUUAAAUUGCAUUAAUAGAAUCAAGUGAGUUAAAGGUGUUUUUUACUUUUUAAGGAUGAGUCUUAAUCUGCACUCAGGUGUUAAUUUAUGACAUUGGUGAAAAGAUGAACCCAUCGUUAGUGAUAAAACCUGGGAAGAGACAGGUAUAGAUAGUAAUUGAUUCAGAUACAGCAAAAGCACAGAAUUACUGGUCCAUGUAUGAAGUGCAUGUGUUUUAUUUAGAAUGAGUUUGUCACUGAUGUAAGCAUGUUACAUGAUAAAUGUUCCUAUUUUUAACUCAUGAAUAAUUGUCAGAUUUUGACACCGAGGUUGUUGUUUACGAAGCCGAAGAAUGAGCUUCACAAAUACUCAAGGUAGGAGAGCAAGGUACAGGCUUUUGUUUAGAAAUAAAGUGAGAGAAUAGAGCUCCUGGCUCCUGCCAGGAGGGGUCAAGAGAGCCCGUAGUGGUGCGUUGUCUAGGGGUUUUAUAGGCAGUUGAGGAUUUUUCGAGAACAUGGAAAAAACUUAGGGGUGUGGACUUGUUAAGUGGUCCCUGAAUAUUUAGAAUUAACUUAACACAAGUAACUUCCUCUGUUGAUUUCUCUCUGAGAUACCAGCAUCUUGGUCUGGGAGCAUAUGAAAUAAGGCCACCUGCUCAGCCCCCAAGGUGGGCUGACGUAUUGUUUGCUAAAGAGUAAAUUAAGAAUUUCUAACAUCAAAUGCAAUCUUUUCUAUAAGGUGAAAUCUUUACUGUGUUGUUUAUGCCUGGGCUUACUUGCUAAAUUAGUUGGCCACUUUGCAAAAUCACUUCAUCAGAUCUGGAGGAAAGACAGAACAAUAGGCCUGGCCCUUUUGUUACGCUAAAGUGAAUCUUACACAUGGUUAUAAAUGGUUAGCAUAAUAAAAUAUUACUACUCUUCUUUAUCUGGGGGACAUUAACUGAUCUCACUGAAGAAUGGUCCUAGAGCUUAUGUUUAGUAGGCGGGUUUCCUUGCAUGUAGUUACAUUGCUCCGACUGCAAAUAUCCCGCCCUGCCCCCUACGGAGGCCCUCACUCUACUCUGACUACGUCUACGGUCCCUGUCUCAAUUUGGCACCGCUAAGCGGAACCACAUAUACUUUAGACAUAAAAAAUAAUUUGUUUAUGAUGUGAAGAAUAAAAGAUACUUUAAAAGUUAA
Messenger RNA from Manis pentadactyla (Chinese pangolin), 2329 nucleotides. Its product is annotated as histone H4-like. NCBI's taxonomy places the organism in Eukaryota, Metazoa, Chordata, Mammalia, Pholidota, Manidae. The transcript has a single exon. The record is from RefSeq and is a predicted model, not a curated record. Gene Ontology annotation, molecular function: structural constituent of chromatin; DNA binding; protein heterodimerization activity. Bases 230 to 487 code for a protein of 85 amino acids. Gene Ontology annotation, cellular component: nucleosome. Gene Ontology annotation, biological process: nucleosome assembly.